AGAUAGAAACCCAUUGGAACCACCUGUGUUCUGUUCUCUAGGAGACAGAGAUGGGGAAGAACGACAAGGCGGCGCUAGGAAGGGCCCUGGUGAAGCACCACAACCAGAUGGUCCAGCAAUCCAAAGACAAGGGUCGGUUCUACAGGAACCAGCAGAAAAAGGUGCUGGAAUCCAUAACUGACGUCAACGACAUCGACGCCGUCAUCGAGCAGGCCGACGAGGCCGCGCGCCUCUUCUCCGCCGACAAUCCCAUCCCCAACCUCCUCGUUGAUCCGGACUCUAGCUCUAGCAUCAGUGACAUGACACCUGAGGAAAGGAGAGAACAACAGAAGAAAGAGGAGGCAUUGCAUGCUAGCAGUCUUCGUGUUCCACGCAGGCCACCAUGGAAUGCUGAAAUGACUGUGGAAGAGCUUGAUGCCAAUGAAACACGAGCUUUUUUAGUUUGGCGUCGCAACCUUGCAAGCCUCGAGGAGAAUGAAAAACUUGUUCUUACUCCUUUUGAGAAGAAUCUAGAUAUCUGGAGACAGCUUUGGCGGGUAGUUGAACGAAGUGAUCUGCUUGUGAUGGUGGUUGAUGCAAGGGACCCUCUUUUCUACCGUUGCCCUGAUCUUGAGGAAUAUGCACGAGAAAUCGAUGAGCACAGAAGAACAUUGCUUCUUGUUAACAAGGCCGAUCUUUUACCAUAUCCAGUUAGAGAAAAAUGGGCGAAAUAUUUCCGCCUCCAUGGGAUUCUAUUUGUAUUCUGGUCAGCUAAGGCAGCUACUGCUGCUCUUGAAGGGAAAAUGCUUGGGUUUCCAACAGAGAAGCAGAAUGGCCUGCAAGAAUCAGAUGAUACAAAAAUAUAUGGCAGGGAGGAGCUUUUAGCCCGUUUGCAGUCGGAAGCAGAAGAAAUAGCCAUGACAAGGAGGAAACAUUCUCCCAGCGUGAACAUUUCCGGAAAUGCUUCCAAAAGUGUUGUUGUGGGUUUUGUGGGGUACCCUAACGUCGGAAAGAGCUCAACAAUCAAUGCGUUGGUUGGCGAGAAGCGAACAGGUGUCACAUCAACUCCUGGAAAGACAAAGCAUUUUCAGACACUCAUAAUUUCCGAUGAACUAACACUAUGUGAUUGCCCUGGAUUGGUAUUUCCUUCCUUUACAAGUUCCAGAUAUGAGAUGAUUGCUUCUGGGGUUUUACCGAUUGACCGAAUGACUGAGCACAGGGAAGCAAUUCAGGUUGUGGCAAAUCGAGUUCCUAGACACGCAAUUGAGGAUGUCUAUAAAAUCACUUUACCAAAACCCAAGUCGUAUGAGCCGCAGUCUAGGCCCCCUUUGGGAUCAGAACUUUUGAGAGCAUAUUGUGCCUCGCGUGGCUAUGUUGCCUCUAGUGGGCUGCCUGAUGAAACAAAGGCUGCCCGAAUAAUCUUGAAAGAUUACAUUGAUGGGAAGCUUCCUCAUUUUGAAAUGCCCCCCGGAACCUCAGAUGAGGAGCCCAUUUCUUCUGGGAUGCGUGAAUCGGAUUCAUCUGAUUGUGAAGAUGAUGGAAACAGUGAAGAUGAAAGUGGACCUACUUUAGAACAUGUAUUGACUGAUCUUAAUUCAUUUGACGUUGCUAACGGACUAGGUCUGGAGAAGGUGGACCCUGUUAAGAAAAAGCCGGCAAAUGCGUCUCAUAAACAGCACAGGAAGCCCCAAAGGAAAAAAGACCGAUCAUGGCGGGUUCAUGGUGAUGGUGAUGGAAUGCCCGUUGUAAGAGUCUUCCAGAAGCCACUGAAUACUGGUCCUCUGAAAGUGGGAUAGUUCUCAAUUGUCUCGGCCGCUUGUGUUACUGCUUAUCCGUUUGUAUGUCUCUACCAAAAGAUUCGGGUCAUGCGUCUUAGUGAAUGCACACUCAAUUUAUUUGUUUUCUUCUUGUGGCUAAAUUACUAAAAGGCGCGGUUUUGAUAAUGUUUUGGAUUUUGCAUUUGUUGUAUCAUCUUACUUAUGUACAUAUCACGGAGAACAUGCGAAGAAAGACUUAAAUGUUCUAUGGUAUGGACAUAUAUCUUAUUAAUGUUUCUUUUACUACCAAGUUACGAAUUAAUAUUACGACUUUGCGAUUCGACAA
Molecule: messenger RNA, 2082 nt
Organism: Rhododendron vialii
Lineage: Eukaryota; Viridiplantae; Streptophyta; Magnoliopsida; Ericales; Ericaceae
Product: GTPase LSG1-2-like
Exons: 8
Coding region: 51-1775 (574 amino acids)
Cellular component (GO): cytosol
Molecular function (GO): GTP binding; GTPase activity
Source: RefSeq, a predicted model, not a curated record